AUCUAUUGUGAGUAACUCUUGCAUAUCUCUCUCUCUCUAGUUAUUGUGACCAACUGAAAGUCUCAGAGAGUACCCACGUGCUUCAGCCCUUCCUCCCCAGCAUUCUUGAUGGCUUAAUUCACCUAGCAGCCCAGUUCAGCUCAGAGGUCCUCAACUUGGUGAUGGAGACCCUGUGCAUAGUUUGUACAGUAGACCCAGAAUUCACAGCAAGCAUGGAAAGCAAAAUCUGCCCCUUCACCAUCGCCAUUUUCCUAAAGUACAGCAAUGAUCCUGUCGUCGCCUCGCUGGCUCAGGACAUCUUCAAGGAGUUGUCCCAGAUCGAAGCCUGUCAGGGCCCAAUGCAGAUGAGGCUGAUUCCCACUCUGGUCAGCAUAAUGCAGGCCCCAGCCGACAAGAUCCCUGCAGGGCUCUGUGCGACAGCUAUUGAUAUCUUGACCACAGUAGUAAGGAAUACAAAGCCUCCACUUUCCCAGCUUCUCAUCUGCCAAGCUUUCCCUGCAGUGGCACAAUGCACCCUUCACACAGAUGACAACGCCACCAUGCAGAAUGGUGGAGAGUGCUUGCGGGCCUAUGUGUCAGUGACGCUGGAGCAGGUAGCCCAGUGGCAUGACGAGCAGGGCCACAAUGGGCUGUGGUAUGUGAUGCAAGUGGUGAGCCAGCUCCUGGACCCUCGCACCUCCGAGUUCACUGCGGCCUUUGUGGGCCGCCUUGUCUCCACCCUCAUCUCUAAGGCAGGGCGGGAGCUGGGAGAGAAUCUGGACCAGAUUCUUCGUGCCAUCCUCAGUAAGAUGCAGCAGGCAGAGACUCUCAGUGUCAUGCAGUCUCUGAUCAUGGUGUUCGCUCAUCUGGUGCACACCCAGCUGGAACCUCUCCUGGAGUUUCUGUGUAGCCUCCCAGGACCCACUGGCAAACCUGCCCUGGAGUUUGUGAUGGCUGAGUGGACAAGCCGACAGCAUCUGUUCUAUGGCCAAUAUGAAGGCAAAGUCAGCUCUGUGGCACUGUGUAAACUGCUCCAGCAUGGUAUCAACGCAGAUGACAAACGGCUACAGGAUAUCCGCGUGAAAGGAGAAGAGAUCUACAGCAUGGACGAGGGCAUCCGCACCCGCUCUAAGUCAGCCAAAAACCCAGAGCGCUGGACAAACAUUCCUUUGCUGGUCAAGAUCCUAAAGCUGAUCAUCAAUGAGCUCUCCAAUGUCAUGGAGGCCAAUGCCGCUCGCCAAGCCACUCCUGCAGAAUGGAGUCAAGAUGAUUCCAAUGAUAUGUGGGAGGACCAGGAAGAGGAGGAGGAGGAGGAGGAGGAUGGUUUAGCUGGCCAACUUUUGUCUGACAUUCUUGCUACAAGUAAAUAUGAGGAGGAUUACUACGAGGACGACGAGGAAGAUGACCCCGAUGCCCUGAAGGAUCCUCUCUAUCAAAUUGAUCUGCAGGCAUAUCUCACAGACUUCCUCUGCCAGUUUGCUCAGCAGCCCUGCUACAUAAUGUUCUCAGGCCACCUUAAUGACAACGAGAGGCGGGUUCUACAGACCAUUGGCAUCUGAAAGGGGGAACCUUUCCACAUUUGCUCCUUCUCCUGGUCCAGCCACAAACCAUUUUGCAGCCCUCAUGGCUUUGAGAUGCACUUUCUUCUCAACCUAGAGUGGCUUCCUGGCCCUUGGCCUCUGCAGAGUGACACUGACAACAACUCAGACCAAGCUCACCAGUGCCAUCACUUAGGAAUGCUGGAACAAAGGAUAUUUCUCAAAGUCCCCCUGAAGACAUCCCAUCUCUAGAACCUUUUUUCUCCCCAACUCUGCCCCUACCUCUCUUCCUAGAGUCCUCUGCUGGCCAGUCCAGAAACAUUGUUGCCCAGAAGAAUUAUGUAUUCAUGGAUUAUUUUGCCCCACCUCAAGAGCACAGGAAGUCAUGACCAUUUAUAUUCUAAAACAGACUUGUCUACUUUUAUAGGACAACAGAUUUGUUCAGAUAGAAAUCCUCUUGAGAGAUCAUUAUGCUUUCUGACCUUGACCUCUGAUGCUCUGGGUUCUUAGGAGGAACAAGCAGGAGCAGCUACAUUCUAAGCUCUUUCCAGUGAACUCUCCACUCUGCUUCCCUCUUACAACACUAAGGCUCCUCUCUCGAAGGAAGUCAUCUUGUUUUGCCUCAUUGCAUGACACAACCCCUCCCCCCAAGCUUUUCCUAUAUAUACAUGCACACACAGAAUAAGCCAGACAGAUGGCAAUUUGUUUUUCCUUUUUUAGAAAACAAAAUGGAAAAAAAGGAUUUUUUAAAAAUCCACCUGACCCAACUUUAUUUAGUAUGCCUCUCCCACACAUUACAGAGUCUGAUAUUCAAAGGUUAUCCCCUCUCCCUCAAGAAUCCUCUUAAACUGGUUAAGUUGUAGCCCCCAAAUUCGCAACAUGUAUUUUUCUAGGACAGUAAAAUAAUCUUUACAAGUCAA
This is a messenger RNA of Galeopterus variegatus (Sunda flying lemur), 2437 nucleotides long. RefSeq names its product importin-9-like. Gene Ontology annotation, cellular component: cytosol; nuclear envelope. The transcript has 10 exons. Gene Ontology annotation, biological process: protein import into nucleus. The record is from RefSeq and is a predicted model, not a curated record. Bases 162 to 1538 code for a protein of 458 amino acids. Lineage: Eukaryota; Metazoa; Chordata; Mammalia; Dermoptera; Cynocephalidae.